Messenger RNA from Spirodela intermedia, 547 nucleotides. NCBI's taxonomy places the organism in Eukaryota, Viridiplantae, Streptophyta, Magnoliopsida, Alismatales, Araceae. The record is from the annotation of a GenBank genome assembly.
AUGGAAAAACUUGGAGGAGCGACGAUGAGAGAGGAGAGCAAGCGGAGGUUUAGGGAGGCGCUCAGCAGAAUCUACUUCCCCGCUCGUCCUCCUCCGCUGUCGCCGUCGCCGGCGCCGGCGCCGGCGCCGCCGGUGGGAAUAGAUCACUCCGAUCUCCGUAUGCGGCUUUCUUCCCUAGGUUUUUGAGGCGGGAUCUCGCGGCCUGGUUAUUAUUCUGUGCCUGUUUGUUCCUGUGUCUGGCUCAGCAGGAGAGGGGGACGGAUCGGAGGAGAAGGACAAGGAAGAGGGGCUCUCAUCUGAAAGCGGGGAGCAACCCCGGAGGCUGACGAGAUCUCAGAGGAAGAGACUCCGGAAGAGAAAGCUCAAGGAGGCAGCCCCCGUCGCCGCAUCGGGGCGGAGGAGGAAGAUCAUCGGGCCACUGUUGCCGUCUUCCGGCUCAACCCCCGCUUCUGAACGUCUCGAAGGUGAGGAAGGAUCCAGUGAGCCUGCGCUGCCGAGGGAGAACGACAUCUCUCUGGACUUUCGACAAACGCCUCCCGUGCUUUAG